AUGCGACUCGACAUUAACGAAGAAGAAAACCUCGCGCGGAUGCGGCGUGGCGAGCUCUAUUACGCCUUUACUCCGCAGCUCGUGGCCGCCCGGAAACGAUGCGCACGGGUGGUCAGCCGAUUCAAUAGUGCAGGGGAGCUAAGCCGACGAGAAGUCGCAGAAUACUGGAAAGAAAUAACAAAUGACAACAAACCACUCCCACCAGCAUCCACAUCCACAACCACAACCACAACCACAGAAGAAGACGAAGACGCCGUCCUGCACGCCUAUCCCUGGCUCGAACGACCCAUCAACAUCGACUACGGCACAAACAUCAGCGUCGGAAGCGGGGUUUUUAUUAAUUUCAAUUGCACAUUCGUCGACACCUGCCAGGUCUCUAUAGGAUCCCGAACCCUGGUCGGCCCGAACGUGUCGUUUUUCAGUGGCACGCACCCCCUGGAUCCAGACUUGCGCAAUGGCACCAAUGGGCCCGAGAUGGGCGCGUAUGUUACCGUCGGCGAGGAUUGCUGGAUUGCCGGAGGUGUGGUUAUCUUGCCCGGGGAUGUUCCAGCAUAUCACGUAGCGGCAGGAAACCCUGCACGGAUUCUUCGGAAAGUGGAGCGGAAAUACAAAGCGGAACAGGAGAAUCGUCAGAUCGAGAGUCAGCAGAGAUAA
This is a messenger RNA of Aspergillus glaucus CBS 516.65, 654 nucleotides long. RefSeq names its product sugar O-acetyltransferase. The transcript has 3 exons. Lineage: Eukaryota; Fungi; Ascomycota; Eurotiomycetes; Eurotiales; Aspergillaceae. The record is from RefSeq and is a predicted model, not a curated record. Gene Ontology annotation, molecular function: acetyltransferase activity. The coding region runs from base 1 to 654 and encodes 217 amino acids.